AUUUUCUCACCGGGCGCAGAGAGUGGGAAGCAUGAACGAACAGUAUCUAGGGAAGGAGGCGGAACUUAAACGAGCCCCACAGCUCAGCCAUAAAGUAGACCAUGUACAAAUGCAGUUAAUAUCUCAAUCGACAAUUUUCUGUUAGGCUACUACGAGAGAUAAUUGAGUGCGCGCGUUUACCGAAGAGCGUAUACAGAGAAGAGACCUAGGAGUCAAGAAACAGAAGAGGAAAGUAUCGAGAUAAAGUACACGUGUAAAAUGUCUCAUUAAUCGCGGAAUUCAUUCGAAACCAGCGUGGCACUCGACUCAACUGAUACAGUAUCUGAGGGAGCAGACUGAGAGGACCACACCCAGUGAACAGACACCACACGAGCCAAACAGACUUCUGGGAUAACUGCUGACUAGAGUAUGGAGCCGGCACAAUCAGAGAUGAGCAUCUUGGGAUGCUCGACCAAUGGGAAAGGUCACAACCUAGGAGAUGACAAGUAUGUGCCUAUGAAGACCAUGCCAGAGGAAUUAGACACAAAUGGUACUCAAAAUGCCAGGUUUGAUGAUCCCGAUGGCAUCCUGGAGAGUGAGGAGUUUCUGCCCAACGGAGAUGGGACGAAGCCCAUGCGCUUCACAGACUUUGAGGGAAAGACGUCUUUCGGCAUGUCUGUGUUCAACCUGGGGAAUGCUAUCAUGGGCAGUGGAAUCCUGGGACUGGCUUAUGCCAUGGCCAACACUGGCAUACUCCUCUUCCUGUUUCUUCUGACUGUUGUGGCGGUCCUCUCCUGCUAUUCCAUUCACCUGCUGCUCAAAUCCUCUGGCAUUGUGGGAAUCCGAGCCUAUGAACAGCUUGGCUACAGAGCCUUUGGCACCCCAGGCAAGAUGGCCGCUGGCAUCGCCAUCACACUGCAGAACAUCGGAGCCAUGUCCAGCUACCUGUACAUCGUCAAGUCUGAGUUCCCAUUGGUCAUCCAGGCCUUCAGUAGGGCGGACCCCACCGCUGAUUUGUGGUACUUGAAUGGGAACUACUUGGUGGUCAUGGUCUCUAUUGGCGUUAUCCUACCAUUGGCCCUGAUGAAGCAGCUCGGCUACCUGGGCUACACCAGUGGUUUCUCCCUUAGCUGCAUGGUCUUCUUCCUCAGUGCGGUGAUCUAUAAGAAGUUUCAGAUCCCCUGUCCCUUCGAGGAGUUCUCGGCAGCCAAUCACACAGUGUCUCACCUCGACAUUCACCUAAACAUCACUGACAACCAUGCUACCCAUGAUAAUGGUCUGGUACAUGAGAUGGAUGACUCCCACUGCGGUGCCCGUAUGUUCACCAUGAACUCUCAGACCGCGUACACCAUCCCCAUCCUGGCCUUUGCCUUUGUGUGUCAUCCUGAGGUUCUGCCUAUCUACACUGAGCUCCGCAACCCUACUCAGAGGAGGAUGCAGCACGUCUCCAACCUCUCGAUCCUGGUGAUGUACACCAUGUACUUCCUGGCUGCUCUCUUCGGCUACCUGACCUUUUACGGUAAAACUGAGACAGAGCUGCUGCACACAUACAGCAGGAUCGACCCUUAUGACACGCUGAUCCUGUGCGUGCGAUUGGCUGUCCUCACCGCUGUCACACUGACCGUCCCCAUUGUGCUCUUCCCAGUGCGGAGGGCUCUGAAUCAGAUGUUCUUCGCCAGUAAGUCGUUUAACUGGCUUCGUCACGUGGCCAUUGCCGUCACUCUACUCUCCUUCAUCAACAUGUUGGUCAUCUUCGCCCCCAACAUCCUGGGAAUCUUCGGCUUCAUCGGUGCCACAUCUGCCCCCUGUCUGAUCUUCAUCUUCCCUGCUAUCUUCUACAUCCGCAUUGUGCCUAAGGAGCAGGAACCCAUGCACUCCAUCCCCAAGAUACUGGCUGCCUGUUUCGCUGGUCUGGGGGUCGCCUUCAUGAUCAUGAGUUUGAGCUUCAUCAUCAUCGAUUGGACAACGGGGAGCAGCAACUCUGGCGGUGGCCACUAGAGGCCGCCCUCUGCACUGUGCAGGCCGGGGUCGGCAAGGGGCUGGCAGGGGCUUUGAGGGGAUGCCUAGGAGUGUGUGUGUGUUUUUUAGAACUGUUUAAUGUAAUUGAUGCACUAUCCCCUCUGUGGUAGAGCAAGGGUUAGAGGUUAAGGGACAAAGAUGAUUGGGGUAAGGAGGGGAAGACAGAAUCAACUUGCUGGGCAAAACCAUACUGAGCAUUUCAGUCUUCUUGAGACGAAAGACUUCGACAAAACAGUCUGUACUACAGUAACGCAGUAUGUAGCCCUGCACAGAGGAGUGCUUUUAUAUGAAUCAUCAGCACUAGACAUGGUCUUUUUUUUAAAUCAUGAUAAUGUGUUAUUUAUGAGUGGGAUAGUGCAUCCUAGUCAAUCCAUAAUGGAAAAUCCUGAAGAAACUCAUGGCUUCCCUUCCUUUCCCCCCUCCCUCCCUUCAUCCAUCCUCCCAUCCUUAUUUAUCUCUUUUCCAUCUGCCUGUUUCUUUCCCUCCGACGCCUUAAUUCAUGUCAACUGCAGCUAGUGCUGUGCAGAAGAAGCACCGAUGGAGAUAUGGUUGAAUCGCUAUGUAAAGGAAGGAAAUGAAAGCACAUGAUCUAUACAUUACAUGUCAUUUGGCAUCUUUGUAUGAGAAAAUCGGAAAUUUUGUCAAUAGAAGAAAUAGCUACAUCUAUAGAUUAGGUGAGUGCUGUAAAACAAAGAGUCUGGCUGUCUUUGUAUCCUGUCUAUCACUUUGUGCCAGUAGCACUCAACUUAACCAUCAAAGGGUAGUAGGCUUUUCCAAAUAUUCUAUUGGCACGAGCACACAAAAAUACAGUAUAGUUUCCCAUGUUUUCUUACAAGAGUGCAUUUAGCCUGAGCUGUUGUAUGUGCCAAAGCUAAGGUUGAAUGUGGUUUGUGGUUGUUGGGCUCAGUGCAGGCUGAUGUCCCAUGAUGCAUUAUGGUGUUUAACUCUUGCUGUAUCCCUGGUACAUACAGUACACUCAGAUAAUGGAGGCGUGGCGUUCAACCAACCACACACAUAGCCUUUUCGUUGAAACAGUAAUGUAUAUUUAUUUAACUAGCUAUAUCCAUGUUUUUUUUUAAUUUCACAAGUGAGCUAAUGGACCUCAGAACAAAGUAUUUAACUAUAUGAUCAGGUAUCUUGAUAGACCUUAUAGAUGGUAUGCGCAGUCUAUAUUCGAUGAUUUUGCAUAUUGGAGGGUUUAGGUGACAGUUGAAUGUGUAGGAGGUGAGCUAUAGGGCACUGAGCUGAUUAAGAAAGAAAAACAUAUAGAGCCUUUUACAUUCAUGUUAGUUAGAUGAUCAACUGACAUCCUAGAUACAGAAUUGACUGAUUUUAUGAUCAAUUGUGUUUUAAAUUAAGAUCAACAACUUAAACUUGCCUUUUUAACACUAAUAGCACAUAUUUCACUCAUACUUACAUUUCUACAAUUAAUUUGGAAACCCUUGUUUAAAUUCAGUACAGUUCAGGUGAACCCUUUCAGUUACUACGAAUGGUUAAGCUUACUGUUUUUGGCAUGACAAAAUAUGGAGGAAACGUGUUUUAGUUGUGUGUUAGUUGUGACAUACAUGUCCAUGUUGUUGAACUACUCUAUAUUGUAUUUUAAUAUCUCUUUUCCACUUGUUUGUGAUUGAUCUUGUGGUUUUAGUGAAGGAAAGCUGAUGUGUCACCUGUCCAGUCUGUCUGGUGAUUGGCUGAUUUAAUUCAUUAAUUUACCGUAACUACUGUGAUAUUCAAUCCAUAAUACGUUGAUGUUUGGGCUCUAUUUCCAAAACGUAUCUGGUCUCUAACAGUGGGCUCUUGUGAUCAAGUACAGUUUGACAAUAAAGUGAAUUGUGAUUGUUAGAUUUAGUUUGAUUCGAUAGCGCAAUGCCCCUUCUUAAGGCUUCUCAAUUGUGUAGUGCAACAUUCAACACUGUGACAUCGUAUCUCUCAAAAAACAUAAAUAGCAUUGUAAUAACAUUGUUUCCAAUAUAUCCCAGCAAAUGGUUCCUUUCUUAUUUUAUUCUAAAACACUGCAGCCGGUGUUGCUUUCUCUUGUGUACAUUAAUUGAUUUUUAAUUUGUAAUCAAUAGAAUGUUAUUGAGCUUGUUUCUUUUACUCAUCAACGUCUAAAAGGUUAUUGCAUGUAUCUGACUCAACCCUAUAUUUCUCCUGGUCUUGCUGGUCUUGAGGCAGUGGUUGUGGUAAAAAUGAAUGCCUGGUCAAGACCAGUCAAGGAGGCAACAGCUUGCCAUAGACUGGGAUUAGGCCUCUUCUGUCUGGGAUUGUGUCUACAUAUCUAGCUACUACCGAACUGUUUCUCUCUGAGAGGCCUUGCUCUUCAACUUUAGAGCUUUGCUACCCCUAUCAUAAUGUCAGAGGCAACAUUCUCAACAUUUUGCCUCUUUUCUCUCAUACCCAAACUAUGCCAGCCAGUUAACCUGUUGUUGUAGCUCUUGUUUUACCUUUGCAAUUUAUUUCUAAGGAAAUUAAAGGACUGUGAGUGAAUAACAAGUUAUAUAUGAAUUUUGGGCUUAUAAAGCGGCUUAUAUAAAUAAUGUAUAUAAAUGUAAACCCUUUAUAUUCUUGAUGCAUAUCUAGCUUGUAUAGUGUAAAUAGCUGGGACAGUUUUAGUCUGACAAUUAAAAAACAAUUGUAGAAGUUUUUUA
Molecule: messenger RNA, 4646 nt
Organism: Oncorhynchus nerka (sockeye salmon)
Lineage: Eukaryota; Metazoa; Chordata; Actinopteri; Salmoniformes; Salmonidae
Product: sodium-coupled neutral amino acid transporter 3-like
Exons: 17
Coding region: 409-1977 (522 amino acids)
Biological process (GO): amino acid transmembrane transport; L-glutamine transport; asparagine transport
Cellular component (GO): plasma membrane
Molecular function (GO): L-glutamine transmembrane transporter activity; L-histidine transmembrane transporter activity; L-asparagine transmembrane transporter activity
Source: RefSeq, a predicted model, not a curated record